GGAGAUCCAGCGGUGAAGGCAGGGGUGGAGCCCCGCUGUGGAUGUCCAGCAUGGACAAUUAUACAGUCCUGCGAGUGAUUGGCCAAGGCUCCUUCGGCCGGGCCCUCUUGGUUCGGCAGGAAAGCAGUGGUCAGAAUUUUGCCAUGAAGGAAGUGAGACUUCUCAAGUCUUUCUCUGAGACACAGAAUUCUAGGAAAGAGGCUGUUCUGCUGGCGAAAAUGAAGCACCCCAAUAUUGUUGCCUUUAAAGAGGCAUUUGAAGCUGAAGGGCAUCUGUACAUCGUGAUGGAGUAUUGUGAUGGCGGGGAUCUGAUGCAGAAGAUUAAACAGCAAAAAGGAAAGUUACUUCCUGAAGAUACGAUACUUAACUGGUUUAUACAAAUUUGUCUUGGAGUAAAUCACAUUCACAAGAAACGUGUGUUACACAGAGAUAUCAAGUCCAAAAAUGUCUUCCUCACCCAAAGUGGAAAAGUGAAACUGGGGGAUUUUGGCUCUGCCCGUCUUCUCUCCAGUCCCAUGGCCUUUGCGUGUACAUACGUGGGAACACCUUAUUAUGUGCCGCCAGAAAUUUGGGAAAACCUGCCUUAUAACAAUAAGAGUGACAUCUGGUCCUUGGGAUGCAUUCUGUAUGAACUCUGCGCUCUGAAGCAUCCAUUUCAGGCACAUAGUUGGAAAAAUCUUAUCCUGAAAAUAUGUCAAGGGCCCAUCCACCCACUGCCAGCUCUGUAUUCCUCUAAGCUUCAGUGUCUCGUCAAGCAGAUGUUGAAAAGGAACCCUUCACAGCGUCCCUCCGCUACCACCCUGCUUUGCAGAGGCAGUUUAGCUCCCCUGGUCCUGAAGUGCUUACCCCCCGAGAUCAUCAGAGAAUAUGGAGAGCAGAUACUGGAUGAAACCAAAAUUUCUGAGCCCAAGAAACUGAAAAAAAGGGACCCCAGCGGAGUCAGGAUAGCUCUGGGAGAUGAAGCAAAUGCCAUGCAAAAGGAAGAACACAAUAGAAAGUGUAACCGUGCUGAAUUGGAAAGCACUCAUACAAACUCAGUUGGAAGUGCACCGAGGAGAGUAGCCAGAGGAAAUCCGGAAUCAGGUAGUCCAUCAGAGCACCAGAGGAGUACCACUCCAGCAAGCCCUCACAGGCAGCAGUGGGAGAGACAUGUUCCCAGUUCAGCUCUAGCAGCAUUGGAAGAAGCACCCAUCCUUACCUCCAGUUUCACGGCAGAGGAGGACAGAGGUGGUUCUGUAAUAAAGUACAGUGAAAAUCAUGCCCGUAAGCAGUGGCUCAGAGAGCCCCCUGAGACCUUGUUGUCAAUGCUGAAGGAUGCUGAUCUCAGCCUGGCAUUUCAAACAUACACAAUAUAUAGACCAGGUACAGAAGGAUUCUUGAAAGGUCCCCUUUCUGAAGAAACAACAUCAGACAGUGUCGAUGGUGAUCUUGAGUCUGUCAUUUUGGAUCCAGAGAGAUUUGAACCGCGGCUGGAUGAAGAAGACACGGACUUUGAGGAAGAUGAUGAAAACCCUGAUUGGGUGUCAGAGCUCCAGAAGCAAGUGUGAUGGCAGGAUGUGUGUGAUGGGAAACUCCUCGGAGAACGUGCCUGA
Molecule: messenger RNA, 1592 nt
Organism: Peromyscus eremicus (cactus mouse)
Lineage: Eukaryota; Metazoa; Chordata; Mammalia; Rodentia; Cricetidae
Gene: Nek3
Product: NIMA related kinase 3
Exons: 15
Biological process (GO): protein phosphorylation
Molecular function (GO): ATP binding; protein kinase activity
Source: RefSeq, a predicted model, not a curated record